GUUUGACGUUUGUCGUUGAUUAGAGUUGAACUAACGUGAAAUUAAGGAAAAAUAAAAGAGCAGCAACAACAACAAAUAUACACUCGCACAAAAAGAAAACGAAAAGAAAGAAAAUAAAAUUUUAUUAGUAGAGAGAUUGCUGGUGGUUUUUAUUAUAAAGGAAUUUUACUUGUUAUUAACAAAAUAAUAAUACAAAACAAAAGAAGAGAUUCAUUUUAAAAAGUGAUAAAAGAAGUUCCCUAUAAAUAACAGAAAGAAGUAAAAUAAAAGUGAAAAGCUGUAUAAAUAAAAGCAGAAAGAAUUAUUUUUGUUACACACUCUGGCAUUUAGUGAUUUUCUUGAUGGUCUCUUAAUUAUGCUGGUAUUAUGAAAAAGAAACAAGUGUUACUCUUUUAAAAAAUAAGAAAAACAAAUAAUUUUUAAAUUUAUUUCGGUUUAAACAAAGGCAUUAAAUAUUUUGAUUGUUAAAGAACAAAAAAAAAGUACGCAUUUUUGCAAAAUACAUAAAGAACUGCCAACGUCUUCAAUUCAAUAAAAUAAUAAUCAACGUUAAAUACAACAACAAAACAACAUCAACUACAACAAGAAGAAAAUUGCAACAAGAAACAACAAACAACAAAGUGUUCUUAAUUAACAACUUCAAAAAAAGAAAAUAAAUUAUUAAAAAACCCUUAAAAAUUUUCACUUCAAAAGUACGAGUAUGUCAUCAAAUGAUGCCUAUAAUCGUAGUGAAGAAAAUGGAGGCAAUGGAUCGGUUGCAUCUUUUAGCGGCAGUGCGGGGCCGAGCACCAGUAAGCCAAACAUAUCACAAAUACAGCAACAGAUAGUACCGAAUGAAGAGACACACUUAAGAGGUGAUUCAAAACAGGCCUAUUUUAGUGAUGAAAAAGUUUUGAUACCCGAAACCGAUAAGGUGGGUUUCAGUUGGCGUAAAUUAUGGGCCUUCACAGGGCCCGGUUUUCUAAUGUCAAUUGCGUAUCUUGAUCCGGGUAACAUUGAAUCUGAUUUACAAAGUGGUGCAGCAGCAAAAUAUAAAAUUCUCUUUCUCUUGUGGGCGACCGUGUUGGGUUUACUAAUGCAACGCUUGGCUGCAAGGACUGGGUGUUGUACUGGUCUACAUUUAGCUGAGAUGUGCUAUCGUCAAUAUAAAAAAAUUCGUUUUAUAUUAUGGAUUAUGAUUGAAAUCGCCAUUAUAGGUUCCGAUAUGCAAGAGGUCAUUGGUACGGCUGUAGCCAUAUAUUUACUAUCGAAUAAAGUAGUUCCUUUGUGGGGCGGUGUUUUGAUAACAAUUAUCGAUACAUUUACGUUUUUGUUCUUAGAUAAAUAUGGUCUGCGUAAACUAGAAUUUCUAUUCGGUUUUCUUAUCACUGUUAUGGCUGUGACAUUUGGCUAUGAGUACGUUGUUUCAGCACCCAAUCAAGGUGAAGUUUUAGAAGGUAUGUUUGUGCCCUGGUGUAAGGAUUGCAACUCAGAAGUUUUACUGCAGGCAGUAGGCGUAGUGGGUGCAGUUAUUAUGCCACACAAUUUGUAUUUACAUUCGGCAUUAGUCAAGUCUCGUGAUGUUGAUCGUCGUCAGCCCACAAAAGUACGCGAAGCUAAUUAUUAUUUUUUCAUUGAAGCCGCAGUCGCCUUGUUUGUUUCAUUCAUUAUCAAUUUAUUUGUGGUGGCGGUCUUUGCCCAUGGCAUGUAUGGUAAAACCAAUAAUGAUGUGCUACAAGUUUGUCAAAAUCAAAGUAUGUAUGAAGAUGCCAAACAUUCGUUUGUGGACAAUCAAAAUGGUACCGCCAUCAUUGAUGCUGAUUUAUAUAAAAGUGGUCUCUUUUUGGGUUGUACCUUUGGUGUGGCUGCCAUGUAUAUUUGGGGUGUAGGUAUUUUAGGUGGUCAAUCUUCCACCAUGACCGGUACCUAUGCUGGUCAAUUCUCAAUGGAGGGUUUCUUGAACUUACAAUGGCCCCGCUGGCGUCGUGUUUUGUUCACCCGUUUGAUUGCCAUUGUACCCACUUUCUGUUUGGCUCUUUUCAGUAAAAUGGAAGAUUUAACAAAUAUGAAUGAUAUUUUAAAUGCUGUAAUGUCAUUGCAAUUGCCUUUCGCUGCCAUACCAACGAUAGCAUUUACUUCGUGUUCCGCUAUAAUGGGUGAAUUUGUUAAUGGAAUGUAA
Lucilia sericata (common green bottle fly) is the source of this 2158-nucleotide messenger RNA. RefSeq names its product protein Malvolio-like. Gene Ontology annotation, molecular function: cadmium ion transmembrane transporter activity; iron ion transmembrane transporter activity; manganese ion transmembrane transporter activity. The record is from RefSeq and is a predicted model, not a curated record. Gene Ontology annotation, cellular component: apical plasma membrane. Gene Ontology annotation, biological process: manganese ion homeostasis; response to manganese ion; metal ion transport. NCBI's taxonomy places the organism in Eukaryota, Metazoa, Arthropoda, Insecta, Diptera, Calliphoridae.